CUCAGCAGAGCGCAGACCAGCCGAGGAGACUUUCACUCCACCUUCACCAAGAAACUCAACCGCGAGCGAAGCCCGGACACUUCUGAAUAAACUUCCACCAUGAAGCUGCGCUACCAGUUGCUGAGCGUGCUGUUGGUCUUCUGCAGUCUGCGUGUGGACUUGCUAACAGAGGCUUGUUCCUGCGCGCUGUCUCACCCUCAGGACGCCUACUGCAGCUCCGACAUCGUGAUCCGAGCCAAAGUGGUGGGAAAGAAACUACUAAAGGAUGGACCUUUUGGCACCAUGCGCUACACAGUCAAACAGAUGAAGAUGUACAAAGGAUUCAACAAAAUGCACCAUGUCCAGCACAUCUACACAGAUGCUUCGGAGAGUUUGUGUGGAGUCAAGUUUGACCUUAACAAAUACCAGUACCUGAUCACAGGUCGUGUCUAUGAUGGAAAGGUCUACACAGGGCUGUGUAACUUCAAUGAAAGGUGGGAGCGUCUGUCUCUCGCCCAGAAGAAAGGGAUUAACCAUCGCUACCAGCUGGGCUGCAACUGCAGGAUUAAGCCUUGCCACUCCCUGCCCUGCUUUGUGACCUCAAAGAACGAGUGCCUGUGGACGGACAUGCUGUCCCACUUCGGCUACCCUGGUUACCAGUCUCGCCACUAUGCCUGCAUCCAGCAGAAAGAGGGCUACUGUAGCUGGUACCGGGGGAUGACCUCGCGCGACAAAACCAUCAUCAACACCACUGACCCCUGAACACUCCUAGCAUCUUCCGUACCCUCUUUUUCUUAUUAAACCCAGCUUCUUUCUACUACCCCUCAAACCCAUUUCUUUUCAUAAAUUACCCUUUAGUCUGCCUUGUUAUCCAUACGGAGAAAUAGGUCAUCUUGCCAACUACGCCAACUUUAACUGGUGCCUGUGGUAGCACUUUUGAUGUAAACAAUACCCAUGUUCUACUGCGUCCAGUUACGCUGUGGUCACUCUACCAGCUUUCUGCUGUCCACAGAGACACACAUUUAGCAGUUACUGCCCUCAAAUGGACUGAUCAAAGGGAGAGACAAGAGUUAUAUCAGGGGAAAAGUCUUGCCAUUGAAACGUGCCAUUAAUAUUAAUAAUUUACAUACUAUUGAAAGUAUGAUUUUGAUAUUUUGAUAUGUUUUAGAUAUAAGUGCUCACAAGAUGUCAAAACAAAGAAAUCAGACUAAACAAAGUUCAUGACACCUAGGACAUUUAAGUGAAGCCCCUUUGCAAUUUCUUGUGUCCCCCUUAUUCUUUUGAGAAUGCACUAAAGCAACUUUUUAUGCUGCUGGCGCUUUAUCAGCAGAACUGUCGCAUGUAAGAGGUAUAAUACUUCCAGUACUCUGAUAUAAAGCAAUAAGUGUUACAUGUGUGGCACCAACACACAAGCCAUGAAUAAGUUUGGUGCCAACACAUAGCGUCUUGAAACAGCCCACGUAAAGAUUCUCAAUAAUGGCCAAUCAGAGGACAGUGUCAAAUAUGAGGUAGUAAUUUAUUAAAGCAAUACCUUAUGGUCCUCACGCAGAAAGCAGGAAUGUUGAUGUAUUGUUUUAUGGUGAUUUAGCAUUAUAUGAAUAAUUGUAUGUGUGUAUACCUAGGUCCACAGUGUAUACUGUAAAACAGAGGUAUUCAAAUGACAGCUCUCACAGAUCUGGAAAGUAAAGAUAUUUCAACCAGCCUCUACCAGGCUUGAUACAGUCGACAACCAUUUACAUUAACUCUUACUACAAGUAAUUCCAAAAUCCUAGACCAGAUUUGGUUUGGAGAUUUGAAAACCUCUGCUGUAAGAUAUCUAUUUAUAAAUGAUCUCUGCUUGCCUCUUGCUUUGUGCUGUAGAGUUCCGUUUUUGCAAUAUAAUCUCAUGUAUUAAGAAUGUAUGUUUUAAUAGCCACAAAUAAUAACAGAUUAUAUAUAUAUAUAUAUAUAUUUUUUACAAGCAAAAUGAACCUUAUAGCACAAAUUUUGGGGAACACUUAUUUUCUUGAGCAGGGCAAUAGAUGCAAUUUAUUUUGUUUCUCUUGCUGUUUAUGAUAUAAGCUAAGAAACAAUGACCUGACUGAAACCUCUGUUACAUGUUAUGAACACUAACAACACUACAACAAACAUUACAUCUACCGAGUUAGCUUUAGGUAUGAAUCACAGAGAAUGUUCAAUUGGCUUUCUACUUGGACUGCAGGACCAUUUUUAUCUGGACUGAGAAACUGCCCCAUAGUAUUUUAAAAAGGGGUACAUGUCCUGUGCAAAUAUAUCAAACCACAGGCCCCAGAAAUCACAUCAGUGCCAACAGUUGCUGGCUAUUUUCUAAGGAAAGAUGAUGCAAUGUUAAGAACUGUAUUUGUACAAUGAUUAUGAGCAUUACAUUGAUGGUACUUCACUCUCCAAAAAAUUAGCUGGCUGGUACUAACAAACAUUGUAAAGUCACAGUAUAAACAGAGGUUUUAGCCAUGGAUAAAGUAUUUCUGUAAAUGUAAAAGUAUUAAAAUAUUUCAAAUGAACAGAUGCAAAUAAUUUUGAUUUUUAUCACUAAACUCUUUUGUUUUUCUAUUUUUCUUUUUCUCAUAUGGGGAGUAUACGCAUUAUCUUCAGUCCAUUCCUCUCCAAGGGACUAUGGUGUUUUGGGUUGUGAUGACACAAAAAACAGUUCAGUUAUUAGACACCUAUUUCUGAAUCAUAACUUAUCCAUAUGUCUUCAGCUUAUUGCAGUGCACUCUGCCAGGAGAAAAUACACUUAUUACAGUACUGCAAUAAUAAGUGAAUUACUGAAUUAAAGUAACAAUGCCAUCUCAAGUCCCAGAUCACUAUAGUCUCCAUCACUUUAAUGGGGGUCAUGCUAAUGUAAAAUAGUGUCUGCUUAACACACCCUGCAGUCAAUCCUGUCUUGGACGUGUUUGGAGAAAAAGGCUGAGAAUGAUGAGGCGAGUCUUUGUGUACAGUGAGUGUGUGUGUAUGUGUGUAAACAGCGAUUCCUAAGGGUGAACGUUUUCCCGUAGGGGCUUACAGAAAUGUUCUGAUUUUUAAUUUCUGUGUUUUAUAUUUUUAUAAUAAAGAUUUAAUGAAAAUCACAUUUGUGAACAUGUCCUAUUUAACAAAAUGUAUGUUUAUAUUUUACAUAUGAAAUUCCUAUUUGAAUACCUGUCUUAAACUGGACAGGAUGUUUGUAUAUACAUGAUAUCAGAUUAUAAAUAAACAAAUCAUGGUUGUUCUUGUA
Colossoma macropomum (tambaqui) is the source of this 3211-nucleotide messenger RNA. RefSeq names its product metalloproteinase inhibitor 3. The coding region runs from base 100 to 741 and encodes 213 amino acids. Lineage: Eukaryota; Metazoa; Chordata; Actinopteri; Characiformes; Serrasalmidae. The record is from RefSeq and is a predicted model, not a curated record. Gene Ontology annotation, biological process: negative regulation of endopeptidase activity; negative regulation of membrane protein ectodomain proteolysis. The transcript is spliced from 5 exons. Gene Ontology annotation, molecular function: metalloendopeptidase inhibitor activity; protease binding. Gene Ontology annotation, cellular component: extracellular matrix.